AACAUGGCGGCGCCCCUCACCGUGGACGGAGUGGAGGCAGGCGGCGGAGAGACGGGGCUGAUUCUGACGGACUCCUCAGGCGGGGAUGAGAAGAGACCUCAGUUCGGGACUCGCUUCCUCACAGACCCGCGGCAGGUCUUCCAGCACAACGCAUGGGACAAUGUGGAGUGGACCGACGAACAAGAAGCAGCUGCUAAGAAGAAAGUCUCAGAAAACAAUCAGCCGCUGCCUCCAGAGAAACAAGAGGAAUUUGACAGCCGGGCCAACGAGUACUGGAACGAGUUCUACACCAUCCACGAGAAUCGUUUCUUCAAAGACCGACACUGGCUCUUCACGGAGUUUCCAGAGUUGGCUCCGCAGUGCAGCGUCAACCAUGAGUGCCAUCCAGAGGACAGUCAGGAUCAAAAACUGUGCAGGGAGUUUGCAGCUUUGUCUCACACUGAUGAGGACUUUCCCGGCUCCUCUGCUACAUAUCGUAUUCUGGAGGUCGGCUGCGGAGUGGGGAACACAGUUUUUCCAAUACUGAAGACCAACAAUGACCCAGGACUCUUUGUUUACUGCUGCGAUUUCUCCAGCACGGCUGUGGAGUUAGUUAAGACUAAUCCUGAGUACGACCCCGGGCGCUGCUUUGCCUUUGUUCAUGACUUGAGUGAUGUAGAAGCCAAUUACCCCGUCCCCGAUGGAACCCUUGAUGUUAUAGUGCUAAUCUUUGUGCUAUCAGCGUUGCAUCCCAACAAGAUGCAGGAGUCUAUCAGCAGAUUGGCUCGGCUGCUGAAGCCCGGAGGGGUGAUGCUGCUCAGGGACUAUGGACGCUACGAUAUGGCACAACUCCGCUUCAAGAAAGGAAGGUGUCUGUCAGAAAACUUUUACGUCCGAGGUGAUGGAACACGAGUUUAUUUCUUUACACAAGAUGAGCUCAAUGAGUUGUUCAGCGAGGCCGGGCUGGAGAAGGUUCAGAACCUGGUGGACAGAAGGCUCCAGGUGAACAGGGGCAAACAGCUCACCAUGUACAGGGUGUGGAUCCAGUGCAAGUACCGGAAACCACUGGUUCAACCGCCAGACACGCAGGAGGAGCAAACCCGCCAGACUUGAUGUUUAACUACAGCUGAAACUCUGAGCUGAACUGAGGGCGGUGCUGGCUUUUAUUUUUCAGAGGAUGUAUGGAAUUGAGAAGCUUUAUCGUGAUUGUAAUAAAGGGGAUGCAACAGGAUGGUUACGUACUGUAAAGCUGCGACGAUGAGGAUGGACUCUGACGGUGCUGCAAUCCUUGUUUCAAGAGCGAUGAGUUCUCAUUUUCUGCUCAUGAGUUCUGAGAAAGGGCUGGUUCCCCCUUGUACAAAUGUUUCUAUUCUGCUAGAUGUUGUUUUUAAUCAGCUGAUGUUUUGAAAUAAAUUGCAUGAUUUCUAAGAAAA
This is a messenger RNA of Stegastes partitus (bicolor damselfish), 1412 nucleotides long. It is a transcript of the gene mettl2a, whose product is annotated as methyltransferase 2A, methylcytidine. The transcript is spliced from 9 exons. NCBI's taxonomy places the organism in Eukaryota, Metazoa, Chordata, Actinopteri, Pomacentridae. Bases 4 to 1092 code for a protein of 362 amino acids. The record is from RefSeq and is a predicted model, not a curated record. Gene Ontology annotation, molecular function: tRNA (cytidine-N3)-methyltransferase activity.